GUUUAUAGUUAACUUCAUACAUUAUUUAAAAAAAUUGCUAUGGAAAGCAGUGAUGAGUUGGAGAUAAUUGAAGAGGUAUUUACUUGUCCAAACUGCGACAAAACAUUACCAAAAGCAAUUUUGAAAGACCAUAUGAUGACACAUAUGCACAAAGAACCAAGUGUACAAAAUACACGCAAAAAAGUUGAAGAUUUGGUAGAAAAAGUGGAUAACUCUAAAGCAAUCAAAUCCGGGAAAUACUUCAUAUUAAAGAAAAACUUAAGGACCCGCAUGCUUGUUAAUGCGAAGGAUAAAUCACCUGGGAAACCGGCUGGUAUUUCUAAAAAGGAUCCACAAAAUUCAACGCCAGUUCCUGCAGAAGCCAAGGAAAGACCGCAUGUUUGUGCUCAAUGUGGACGAUCUUAUACUUUGAAACGAAAUUUACAAGCGCAUUUGCAAAGUCAUACAGGAAUAAAACCACAUAAAUGUGAAGAAUGUAACAAGGCCUAUUUGUCAAAACGGAAUUUGCAAAUUCAUAUGCGUACACAUACAGGAGAAAAACCGUUUGCUUGUGAUGUAUGUGAAAGAGCAUUCACACGAAAAACCACAUUACAAACACAUAUGCGUACUCACACAGGAGAAAAACCAUAUCCAUGUGAAAUGUGUGGGAAGUGUUUUGUCACGGCAAGUGAUAGAAAAAAACACACGCUUAUUCAUAUCGGUGGAAAACCACAUAUAUGUGAACAAUGUGGAAAAGCUUUUAUGCGAAAAGAUAAUCUACAGACACACAUUCAAACACAUGCUGGGGAAAGAACUUUUGCUUGCGAUUUGUGUGAAAAAUCCUUCAAAACGCCAGGCUAUCUAAAGCAACAUUUAUGGAUUCAUACCGGCAAAAAACCAUUUUCAUGUGAAUUAUGCAAUAAAUCUUUUUCACGUAAAGCAACUUUACAGACACAUAUGCGCACUCACACUGGUGAGAAACCUUACGCAUGUGAUAUGUGUGAAAAGUGUUUCACAACACCAGGAGAUGUGAAAAAACACAUAAGAGUUCACACAGGAGAAAAACCAUAUGCGUGUGAUAUAUGCGGAAAAUGUUACAGAACUGGGCAUGAACUGACAAAUCACAUGCGGGUUCACACAGGAGAAAAACCAUACACAUGCAUAAUAUGUGAAAAAACAUUUGCAAUGGCACGUGAACUUAGACGUCAUAUGCGAGUCCAUAUUGAUGAGAAAUAUUACUGCAAUCUCAAAGAAUUUGGAGAUUAUUUUUCGAAGAAGGAGUCUGCGGAAAACGAACUACUGAACAAAAUAUAACUGAAAAACACUGCUAGUGAAACAUGUAUU
Molecule: messenger RNA, 1323 nt
Organism: Styela clava
Lineage: Eukaryota; Metazoa; Chordata; Ascidiacea; Stolidobranchia; Styelidae
Source: RefSeq, a predicted model, not a curated record